AGGUCUGUGGGAAUAUUUGAAGUUGAACUUAAGAUUAUUCUAUAGUCUGUGGUUAGCUGCUCACCCAAUAACUGAAAGUGAUUUACGUCAAUAUUUUGAAGGUUAGAAUUCUCCGUAAAAUAAAUUUAACAUUUAAAUUGAAUAGAAGCCUUUACAUAAAAUCUUAAUACUUAAAAAUGGAUUCCUUAUCUACCGGAUCACUAAGUGGAGCGCAAAAAGAAGAGUUAAUGGACCAGGUUAAGCAACAAAUAGCGAUAGCGAACGCGCAAGAACUCCUGACGAAAAUGUCUGAGAAAUGUUUCAAGAAGUGUAUCAAUAAACCUGGCACAGCGUUAGAUAACUCAGAACAGAAAUGCAUAGCAAUGUGCAUGGACAGGUACAUGGAUUCUUGGAACCUUGUCUCUCGAACUUACAGCAGUCGAAUCCAAAGAGAAAGAAACAAUAUGUAAAAUUUCUUUCCGGAAGUGUUAAGCUUAUGCUGUGUAUAUAUAGAUAUUGUAGUAAAGGGCACGUUAAAAUUGUGAGUUGCGUCUGAUACUUGUUGUGUUUAAUAAAAAAAAUAGGUUA
Melitaea cinxia (Glanville fritillary) is the source of this 567-nucleotide messenger RNA. Its product is annotated as mitochondrial import inner membrane translocase subunit Tim13-like. NCBI's taxonomy places the organism in Eukaryota, Metazoa, Arthropoda, Insecta, Lepidoptera, Nymphalidae. The transcript has a single exon. The record is from RefSeq and is a predicted model, not a curated record. Bases 177 to 449 code for a protein of 90 amino acids.